Messenger RNA from Austrofundulus limnaeus, 4934 nucleotides. RefSeq names its product MLLT1 super elongation complex subunit a (gene mllt1a). Gene Ontology annotation, molecular function: chromatin binding. Bases 121 to 1755 code for a protein of 544 amino acids. NCBI's taxonomy places the organism in Eukaryota, Metazoa, Chordata, Actinopteri, Cyprinodontiformes, Rivulidae. The transcript has 13 exons. Gene Ontology annotation, biological process: positive regulation of DNA-templated transcription. The record is from RefSeq and is a predicted model, not a curated record. Gene Ontology annotation, cellular component: transcription elongation factor complex.
GGAUCCCUGUCUGCCUUCCGCUUCUGGGCUGGAUUGACACACAAUGAGGAGCAGAGGCAGGGGAGACGCUCCGCAAACACCGCUGUAAAUAAAUACAACAAUCACUGAGGCCAGAGAAACAUGGAGAACCAGUGCACGGUGCAGGUGAAGUUGGAGUUGGGUCACAGGGCUCAGCUGAAGAAGAAGGUAACAUCAGAAGGCUUCACACACGACUGGAUGGUGUUUGUCCGAGGGCCUGAGACCGGCGACAUCCAGCACUUUAUAGAUAAGGUCGUCUUCCGCCUGCACGAGAGCUUCCCCAAACCCAAGAGAGUAUGCAAGGAACCUCCGUACAAAGUAGAAGAAUCGGGCUACGCAGGCUUCCUCAUGCCUAUUGAAGUGUACUUCAAAAACAGGGAGGAGCCAAAGAAAGUCUGUUUCAACUACGACCUGUUUCUUAAUUUGGAGGGCAACCCACCUGUUAACCACCUGCGCUGUGAGAAGCUCACCUUCAACAACCCCACCAAAGAAUUUAGGAGAAAGCUCAUCAAAGCUGGAGGGAUACUGGUGGUCCCUGAGGGGGCUGAAGCUGUGUCGAGGCCCAGCCCGGACUACCCAAUGCUCCCCACCAUCCCCCUCUCUGCCUUCUCAGACCCCAAGAAGACGAAGACCUCUCAUGCAUCAAAGGAGUCGUGUGGAGGGAGGGACACCGGGAGAAACAGGAAACUGACUCCUUUACAUUUUCCAGAGCCGAUUCAGUUACAGUCCAGUGUGGAUCAGAUAAGGACUUUGUUUUUGAAAGGAGAUAAGACUUGCCUUUCACUGCUUUUGUUUUUGCAGCUCUUCUUGUCCCAUGAUUUAAAAAAAAUCUUCUUUUGCUCUCAGGGGUCUGGGGGAGGCGGGCCGGUCGAGUCCAAAGCUCCGGGGAAACGACCCUCCACAGUGGACUCCCCCAAACCCAGCGCUAAGAAGCAGAAGAAGGCCAGCUCUGAGGGGCUGAAAGGGCCGAGCAGAGGGGCUUUUACCGGAACGUCUCCUCGCGUCUCCUCCUCCUCAGCACCCAGCCAACCCUACGGCGAGAAGAAACCCUCCAAGGAUAAAGGCCGCUGGGCCAAGGGCAAAAAUGACACGCAGGAGCUGAAGGAACCUAAGAAACCUCUGGAGUCAGAGGAGUCAAAUUCAGAAGACGAAGCAUCGUCGAAGUCAGAGUCGGCUCCCUCGAGUCCUUCCAACUCCAGUUCCAGUUCUGACUCCACUUCAGACUCKGACUUCGAGCCGGGACAGAAACAAGGACAAGGGCCCCUGCGAUCGAUGGUGGAACAGAUCCAGUCGGAGGAGUCGGACGAUGACGACAGCAGCUCUGAAGAAGAGACGCCCAUCAAGACCAACCCGCCCAACCGCGAUUCUCGACUCAGCCUGGACAGCGAGAGUGACAGCAGUGACGGCUCGCACCGCCCCAGCCGAGACCCCGCCCCUCCCCCACAAAAACACAGCUCCUCCAACAUCAAAGUCGUCCGAAAGAGUCCAGAUUCCUCUUUUCGCUCAGAGAAGGUGAUCAAGAAGGGAUACGACAAGGCCUACACCGAGGAGCUGGUGGACCUCCACCGCAGACUGAUGGCUUUAAGGGAGCGCAACGUACUACAGCAGAUUGUCAACCUGAUUGAGGAGACGGGCCACUUCAACGUAACAAACACCACCUUUGACUUUGACCUCUUUUCACUGGACGAGUCCACUGUCCGCAAACUACAGAGCUACCUGGAGGCGACGGCCACGUGACAGGAAGUGGAGGCCGGCGCGUGGACGUCAGCGGCGGAGGUAGCCUCGUCACUGCUUCUGCUCCUGGAGGGAGGGGCGCGCGUCCGCCGCGGCYCCCCCGCGAGCCUGACUGAACGACUACCACACAGACAGAAACACGAUCGCAAGCACACGACACCGCCUUCACAUGACGCCGGGGGGAGAGGAGGGGGUGAGGAAACCGGAGGAGGAGGUGUGAGGAAACACUGGAGUAUCUGAACUCCGUCUAGUCAGGAUUUUUCACUACACGUCUCUCGUUCUGAGCUGUGGAAUUCGCCCCCCACUCCCUCCUUCGCCUUCCUGCACUUACAUCGCUCCGGCCUUUUGCAAACCUAAUACUUCCCCUCCUCYUCCUCCUCYUCCUCCUCCUCCUCACAUGUACACUCCUAACUUAGUGGAACAACACUCCAGUCCCACCGCCCCCACCCCUCAUUGUCAGCUGGACCUCAUUUCUCUCCCAAAGUCCUCUUGAGUUGUGCGAAUGUGAGCUUGUCUGUGCACAUGUGUGUGUGUGUGUGUGUGAGAGAGAGAGCACUGCUGAGGUUUAAGAGAUGUCUUCGUGGUUAUUGAUGUCUUUUUUUGUUUGUUUUGUUUAUGAAACUUGAGCACAAACAGCCGGUUCCGUUCCUCCCGCCAACACACGCCGACACAAACACGUUUAGGUUACGCUUCACUCUGAACAACCCGACACACAUUUUUGUCACGAAUUGUUGGCACCGUAACUCUUUAAAAAAUGCUUAAACACGCUGAACUUACCUUUGUAAGCUGGAGAUAMGUGAAUCUUUGAAAGGCACGUUAAACGCUGGUGACUUUUUGUCGUGUUUAGUCGCUCAUUAGCUCCUGUUUUCUGGUUACCUGACAGAUUAUUUGGGCUGCAGGGCUGCCUCCAGCUUGUUCUCCAUUAAGUUAAUUAAAAACCGGAAACUCUUUGACUCAGAGCUGAAGACGCACACCAGCCGCUGUGUCACCGGAGCCUGUAAAGUCACACUCUGGGCGUUAUUUGGACAGCGUAGCGUUUUCCUUUCUUCAAAUAGUGCCUGCUAAGAACGUAAAAUCAAAUCAAGGGGUCUACAUCGUGUAAAAUAUGUGGAGCAGAUGUAAAGUCAAAGCUCCUCUUGUAGACGCGUUAGUCUGGGUUGCAGUUUUAUUAGGUGAUGAAUGACGAUAAAAUGAAAAACGUCUACAGAAUAAAGUAUUUAUAGUGUGUAAAAAGCAUUUUUUAAAAGUUUUUGGUGCUUGUAAAGGGCUGUGGUGUGGUUAAGGUGGAGUAGUACCCUGAUAAAUUUUUUUUCUCAUCACACACACAAACACGCCGUGUGUUCUCCAAGUCUCGGCUCAGGUUUUUUUUUUUUGCUGUCUGAGCGUUUUAAAGACACACGUUCUGUUGAGUUUUCCCUCUCCGCUUUCUCGCACUGAAAGCUGAGACUUGACCUCCUGCCGACAGCAUCCCCCCCCCCYCCCCUGCCAUGAAAGGCCCCUCGCUCCCUCCCCUCCUCCUCUUCCUCCUCCUCUUCUCCUGUUCCUUGUAUUUGCGUGUAUGAAAGGGCUCGACUGCUCGCGGCCAGAGCACUGGAGGAUCGCUCCUGAAUUGCCUUCUAGGUGGUGGGUCRGGCCGGGUGUGAGGGGGCGAAUUUAAAAAAAGAAGAAAAAAAGAAGCCGUGAAAAAGUAGCCAUACUUGUUUCCCAGGAUCCAAAAAUAAGAAACUUAUCAGUGGGGCGGGGUGGGCCACACUUUUUUACAUUUUAUUUUUCUACAAGUGCUUUUUGUGUAACGAUUCCCAGACAGAUAACCUGUGAGCUUUGAAUGUAUAUUGCUUUUACUUUUCUAUGGCUAGCAACAGCCCCAAUCUAGUGCCUUUUUCCUGCAACUUGCAGCAUAAAUGGGGGGGUAUGCUCUCUGUUUAGUCAUGCUCACACAGAUUAAAGACCACCCCCCCUACAAUGCCCCUCCUGGGGAUACAAGUGUUAAUUGGGAUGCCUGAAUAUCCAGUAUUGUCUUAAUAGCUUCCAUUCCCGCUUCUCCUUUCCAGUGUCUUUGUAGGCUSUUAUCCUUUUAUCAAUAAUAUCUCUGUUUCACGAAGCCUCCUAGAUAAUAGUUCUCCUUUUAAUUGUGGUAAUUUUUUUUUUGUUCCUGCUCUUUGAGAUUAGGUUUAGAGUUAGGAAAGCAUCAGAUGACUGUGGUAGUUUCUCACUUUAAUUAGCUCUCCUAAGAGCCGUGUCGGUCGUGUUUUUGUGUUUUUGUGAGAGUGUUUUUUGUCAAAAGAAGAAAARAAGAAGAAGAAGAAAAGAUGUAGGCUCCCUCUUUGAGUAUUUGGACUAACGAUGGAGCGUUCGAUCCCAAGAUGCCAGGCACUUACACAGCAACAAUAAUAAACACGCAAGCAGAAAAACGAGGCAAAGUAAAUCACUUUUUUCCCCUCCCUGUCUCGCUCUCACUAAAAGAUUGAAAUGUGUUUUCACAGAGGCCUGAGUCAAGAAGCCAGGUUGUUGGAUUAGAUGUAAGAUUUGGACCGACGCGCUCUUAAAACCAGAUCAUUUUAAACUGUUUUGGGCUGAGUUGGUUUAUGAAUGAGCAUAACACAACAAAACACGUCAUUUAUUUUUUUAAAUUUCAUUUAAACAGCUAGUGGCAAAACCAGUAAUCAUUUCUUCUUUUAUUUAUUUAUUUUUAUAUUUUAUACCUUUGUUAGGGGCAGCAUGUAUAUUAUUGUAUCAAUAUUAUUGACAUUAGUAUAAAAAAAUAACUUUAAUGCAACUUCUAACAUUCAGUCUGGUAGUUCUUAUGUUCUUUAUGACCAAAAUAACACCACUGGAAACAUUCUGAUUAAUUUACUGAUUUGCACUGAGCAUAAAUAUAAUGGAAAAUAGAAAAAAACUUGUACUCUGUAGUACUCUGCUGACUUGUUGUUGCAAAGGUUGCAUUGAAAUAAACAUUUUAAAUUCGUACAGUAGCUAUAUAAACAGUCCAUUACUGCAGAUCAGAGAACAACUUGGUUAAAAACUAUUUUAUAAGUAAGAGUAGGGCUGCACAUUAUGUAAGGUUGGGCAAAAUUAUGUUGUGUGUAAUUAAUAGUUUGUUAAAGUGAUCCAUGGUUAGUUGUAACAUUAGACUUUAUUUGAUAAAUAUAUAUUUUAACUGUAAAAUAAAGACUGUAAAAAUA